Dendroctonus ponderosae (mountain pine beetle) is the source of this 1946-nucleotide messenger RNA. It is a transcript of the gene BBS4, whose product is annotated as Bardet-Biedl syndrome 4 protein. Gene Ontology annotation, biological process: protein localization to cilium; cilium assembly. Bases 100 to 1458 code for a protein of 452 amino acids. NCBI's taxonomy places the organism in Eukaryota, Metazoa, Arthropoda, Insecta, Coleoptera, Curculionidae. Gene Ontology annotation, molecular function: protein binding. Gene Ontology annotation, cellular component: ciliary basal body. The transcript has 10 exons. The record is from RefSeq and is a predicted model, not a curated record.
CGGGCAAAACAAGCAAGUGUUGUUGCCAGGGCAACAAGCCAACAAACACUGUUUAAAACCCAGUGUUUAGAGGCGAUUGUUGGGAAACGUUUGAGGAAAAUGCUGCUGAAUGGCAAAGCACUUUCUAACUCAACAAAAAUCGGUAAGCAGCUGGCCAAAGAUGUGGGCGAGUUUCCUCCCAUGGAGAAGCUGAAUUGGUUGAUUCACCUGCAACACGUACGAGGCGAAAUUGCCAGCUGCAAGGAGUUGAUUAAUGGAGAAAUGGCGCGCAGUCAUGGAAAAAACGAAUAUGCCUUCUUCAAACAAGGAGUGAUCCUCAAAAGCCAGGGCAAUAUCCUAGAGGCUCUGGACACGUUCCAGAAGUGCUUGAAGCUGAACCAGAAAAACGCCAAUAUUCUCAAGGAAGUGGCCAGUUGUCUCUACGAAAUGGGGCGCUAUCGGCUCUCCCUCAACGCCCUUUUGGAGGCUGAGAAACUUUCGAAAAAUCCCGACUGGAAUCUGGAUUAUCUUAUUGCGAAAACUUAUGUGAAACUUGGAAACAGCCAGAAGGCCAAAGAGUACGCGCACAAAAGCGUCAAAGUUGGCAAACAAGAGGAAUCCUACGCUUUGCUGAUCAGACUCCUGGUUGGAGAGAAAGACUUCGCCUCGGCCAUUGCCGUAGGGAAUGCGGCUGCUGAGUUCUGUCCAGACAGUGUCCAGUUGCUGACCGAGUCUGGCCUGCUGUAUCUGAAGACUGGCCAGACUCAGCACGCUUUCGAGCGCCUGAGCCAAGCCUUGGCUCUGGAUCCAGCCUGUUCCAAAGCCCUGCUGGGCAUAGGAUGCAUCACUCACAGACACGAAGACUUUGAGGUGGCGCUCACCAAGUACAAAAUCGCCGUGCUUUACGAGCCAGAAUCCGUGGCACUCUGGAACAACAUCGGCCUGUGCUUCUACUCCAAACAAAAGUACAUUGCGGCCAUCAGCUGCUUGAAACGAGGCCUCUGGAUAUCGCCGUUGAACUGGAAAAUCCUCUACAAUCUGGCUCUGGUCCAUCUGGCUACCAAUCAGCCAGCAUCUGGAUUCAAUUUUGCCUGCGCUGCGGUUAAUUUGCGUCCGGAUGUGGGCGACUGUUUUGCUUUGUUGGGAUAUACAUUGUUUGAGCUAAAAGACACGGAGAAUGCCCUAAGAGCCCUCAAGCAAGCUCUUGUUUUGAUGCCAUCCGAUGUGUCUUUGUUGGCUAAUGGUAGUCUGAUGUUGGAGCUGUUGGGGUUUUACGAAGAAUCCGAAGAUUUCUUCAACAAGUUCAAGGUCUUAAUCGAUGAGGGACAUCAGGUUUCUAAUGAGAUUUUAAGUUUGAUGGAUCGGCUGCUGGUCGUGCAGUCUUCCAGAGCCGCUGAACAGCCGCCAGGUGCUUCAGUUGAGAAUAGUGGAACCGAGCAGAUGAAGAUCAGGAGCCAAAUGCAAGAAGACGAAGUGUAGAGGAAUUCCUUGCUUAGGAAGUUUCCAGGAUUUAUGUUAAGCUUAAGUGUUUUCGGGAAAAAGUGUUUUUCUACAGUUGUUUGAUCCCCCACUGAAAAAAAGAUUUCCAGCUAAAAUUGUUGUUAAUCUGAAAAGUUUCCCAAAACAGAGCUCAUGCGCUAACGGGGAAACUCUAGCCGGAAAAUUGAAAAGCGCUCAGUGUUUUCCCACGUUUGGCGCUCAUUGGAUCAAAGCGGUCCGAUUGAAAGUUGCGGAGUUUAAGCCGCGGGUUGUAAAGGAAAACUUGUCCUCAAGUGUAAGUAGUGUUUAGGUAGGAGGUUGAAAAUUCGUUUGGAUUCUUUGAGUGAUGGAAACUGAAAUGAAAUGAAUUUUUUUGCCUAAAAUGCUGUUGAAAUUGUUAAGUCUUGCCCCAUUUUUCCGGGAUUUUGGCGUAAAUUUACAACAGUUUUUUUCGCUUAAACACUUUAACUUCCUCUGGCCGUUUUGCC